CUUCAUUCAGUUUUUAUAGCCAUUCAUGCAGUGACACAUGAUUCUUUAAAGUGGCUGAAUGACAAUUCAUUCAAUUUGUAGAGCAAAACUGUGCUGAUUUAAUUUAGUCUUUGAUGAGAAUUCUGUCUGAGUGGAUUGAAGUUCUUUUAAAGAAUUUACUAGAUUUAAAAUAAAAAGUAAAUUUUUUUGGAAGAAAGCUAUGAAAAUCUCGACUGUUUUGCUGCUUUUUACCAUCGUCACAACAUCCCUUAAAUGCAGCUUUUGUCAGCGCAUUGUUGAAGGACAUGUCACAGAUUCCCUUUGGUUCCGUUUCAAUAUGAGAUUGUGGACCUUCAGAAUCAACUCAAAUGAUGCCAUCCUCGUUGAGAAUGGAGAAAUUUCGACGACAAAAAAUGAAGCAAUCAAGGCACUGACAUUCAAUAAUAACAAAAAUAUUAAAUUUCCGCCAGUUAAAGUUCAUGAAAAGUUUCCAAAUUUGGUUGCAUAUCAGAUUUUUAAUUGUUCUGUGAAGGAUGUGAGGCACAAGAAUUUUGAGCAUUUGAGUGAAAUUCAAGCUGUAUAUUUGGGAUACAAUUUAAUUACUCAUAUUUCAUCUGAUACUUUCAUAGAUCUACCAAAAUUAAAGUUUCUAAGUCUACAAGGCAACCAGCUUCAAAGCAUCGAUGGGCACAUGUUUGAAAAUUUAAAGAAUUUAAAAGAACUCUUCCUUAAUGAUAACCACAUUAAUUUUAUCUCAAGAUCAGCUUUUGAUGAUUUAACAGAGCUAAGAAAUAUUUCAAUUGCUGAAAACAAAAUUGAGUACUUGACUGAGGAGCAUUUUCAGAAAAAUACAAAACUAGAAAAUAUAUUUUUAAAUCGCAAUAAAAUUAGGUCGUUGAGUCCAACAAUGUUUGAUAAUAUGAAACUUCUGGUCGGUGUGAAUUUGAAGGAUAAUUUGUGUAUCGAUGGAGACUUCUAUGUUGAUAUUGAGCAUUGCAUUACAAGGUUUUCUGAACUGAAAGAGAAAAUUAAAAAGGAUUGUUAAAAUAUUUGAAUUUUAUUUUAAAA
Molecule: messenger RNA, 1047 nt
Organism: Chironomus riparius
Lineage: Eukaryota; Metazoa; Arthropoda; Insecta; Diptera; Chironomidae
Source: the annotation of a GenBank genome assembly